Entelurus aequoreus (snake pipefish) is the source of this 4164-nucleotide messenger RNA. RefSeq names its product zinc finger protein 83-like. Lineage: Eukaryota; Metazoa; Chordata; Actinopteri; Syngnathiformes; Syngnathidae. The transcript is spliced from 5 exons. The record is from RefSeq and is a predicted model, not a curated record. Bases 362 to 3007 code for a protein of 881 amino acids.
GUUUUGUUCGCGCGCAGUGUUGUCAGAUCUCGCGAGAGAAACAAGCUUUUAGCUUUCACUACAACGGACGUAACAUAGCAGUGUGGUCUUUUAAGUCUGCGUUCAUCCCUCAUUUUACGUGUGUAGUAAUUCGCCUAUCGUGUGACAAACUGCAAGAGUAUUCAUUCUUCGAGUCAGGAUACACUCGACUCGUUUCGGUGAACUUUGAAGCUUUCUCAGGAUUGGCUUAGUUUAGCUCGCUCGUUAGCUUAGUUUGCUAGUUAGCUUAGCUUGCUGGCUGCAAACAAAGAGACGCUGAAGUGAUCGACACAUCGCUAAGCACAGAUCAAGUGUGAGUGUAUAGUUUUGUGUUUAUGCGAAAAUGUGCGAAAGAAAGAUAGCAAAGUACGAGGAGGAACUUUCUCGAACAAAAGAGGAGAACAGGCGACCACUUCAAUUACGGGACGCUGUUUUCCAGAAACAUCGUGUUGUGUCGCAUGGAACAGAUGUCCAGCAACUGAUUGGAUGUCCAAAAGAAAAUCUCCCUAAGUCGCAGGGGGGGGAUUCCACUUCAAAGCAGGAGGAUCCAAAUCCCCCUCCUCUUGAAGAGGAAGAUCCACAGCCCUCUUAUUUUAACGAUGAAGAAAAUCACCCACAUUCCCCUCAUGUCAAAGAGGAAGAGGAGGAGCCACAGGCCCCCCACUCUAAAGAAGGAAAGGAGAGCGAGUGUCUUCAGGGGCAGGAGGAGGCUGAUCUCACCAAGUUCCCACUUACUGUUGUCUGUGUGAAGACUGAAGACCAUGAAGACAAUCCACCCGAGUCCUCACAGCUUCAUCCCGGUCCAACCAUCCAGCAGCUGAUUGUUCAUCAAGAAAAGCCUCUCUCUCAGAUGCUGGAGGUGAGCUCUCCUUUGAAGCAGGAGAAACCACAGCACCCCAACUUUAAAAAGGAAGAAGAAAAAGUCUGGAUCACUCAGGAGGGAGAGUGUCUUUUAGGGCAGGAGGAGGCUGAGCUCACCAAGUUUCCACUGACUGUUGUCUCUGUAAAGAUUGAAGACCAUGAAGAAAAAACACCUGAGUCCUCACAGCUUCAUCACAGUCCAAGUGAGGAGAAGAGGGAGGUGGAACCUUCAAGCAGCAGCUCACCACAACACAUGACAACAGAAGAUGUCCAGGCUCUUAAAGCUCCACAUGCUCCUCAUUUUAAUGAUGAAGAAAAGCACCCACAGACCCCUCAUGUAAAUGAGGAACAGGAGGAUCCACAGCCCCCCCAAUUUAAAGAAGAGGAGAGAGAGUGUCUUCUCGGGCAAGAGGAGGCUGAUCUCACCAAGUUUCCACUGACUGUUGUCUCUGUGAAGACUGAAGACCAUGAAGACAAACCACCUGAGUCCUCACAGCUUCAUCCUAGUCCAAAUGUCCAGCAGCUGAUUGUUCAUCAAGCAGAACCUGUCUCUCUGUUGCUGGAGGUGAGCUCCCCUUUGAAGCAGGAGAAACCACAGCCCCCCCACAUUAAAGAGGAAGAGGAGGAAUUCUGGAUCACUUCUGCCCUUCUAGGGCAGGAGGAGGCUGAUCUCACCAAAUUUCCACUGACUGUUGUCUCUGUGAAGACUGAAGACCAUGAAGACAAACCACCUGAGUCCUCACAGCUUCAUCACAGUCCAAGUGAGGAGAAGAGAGAGGUGGAGCCUCCAAGCAGCAGCUCACCACAACACAUGACAACAGAAGGUGAUGGAGACCACUGUGGAGGAUCACAAGUAGACAACCUCUUAGCUCCACUAUCAGAUAGUGACGACUCAACGUCACACGUUAAUGUAAAUAUGGAAUCACACAUGAAAACACACACAGGGAAAAAACCUUUCAGUUGUUCCGUUUGCGGUAAAAUAUUCUCCCUAAAAUGUAAUCUGCAGAUACAUAUACAAACACACACACGAAAAAAAAAUUUAAUUUGUUCAGUUUGUGCAAAAGGCUUUGUGAGAAACUCUGAUAUGACAAAACACAUGCGGACACACAUGGGAGAAAAACAUUUAUUUGGCUCGAACUGUGGCAAAAGGUUUUCUCAGUGGAGAAGGAUGCUGUCACAUAUGAGAACACAUACAGGUGAAAAACCUUUCAGUUGUUCAGUUUGCGGUAAAAUAUUAAUUCACGAAUAUAAAAUGCAAAGACACAUGAGAACGCAUACAGGAGAAAAACCUUUCAUUUGUUCAGUUUGCGGUAAAAUAUUCUCUGAUAAAAGUAAUAUGCAAAGACACAUGAGAACACAUACAGGAGAAAAACCUUUCAGUUGUUCAGUUUGUGCUAAAGGGUUUGUUACAAACUCUGAUUUGACGCGACACAUGCGGAGCCACACCGGAGAAAAACCUUUCAUUUGCUCAAACUGUGGCAAAAGGUUUUCUCAAAGGGGAAUGAUGCUUUCACAUAUGAGAACACACACAGGAGAAAAACCUUUCUGUUGUUCAGUAUGUCGCAAAAGGUUUACUGGAAAGGGAAUGAUGCUGUCACACAUGCGGACACACACGGGAGAAAAACCGUUCACUUGCCCAAACUGCGGCAAAGGUUUUUCUCGGAGGGGAACAAUGCUGUCACAUAUGAGAACACACACAGGAGAAAAACCUUUCACUUGUUCAGUUUGUGGUCAAAGAUACUCUGAUAAACGCAAAAUGCAAAGACACAUGAAAACACAUACAGGAGAAAAACCUUUCAUUUGUUCAGUUUGUGCUAAAGGCUUUGUUACAAACUCUAAUUUGUUUCGACACAUGCGGACACACACCGGAGAAAAACCUUUCAUUUGCUCAAACUGUGGCAAAAGUUUUUCUCAAAAGGGAACGAUGCUGUCACACAUGAGAACGCAUACAGGAGAAAAACCUUUCAGUUGUUCAGUGUGCGGUAAAAUAUUAUCUCACAAACGUAAUAUGCAGAGACACAUGGGGACACACACAGGAAAAAAACCUUUCAAUUGUUCAGUGUGUGGUAAAAGAUACUCUGACAAACGCAGUAUGCAAAUACACAUGAGAACACACACAGGAGAAUAACUUCAUUUUUGGAAGUUUUCAUUGAAUGGACUCCUGCAGAGUCACUAAUGGUCUACCGCAGUCCUUCUCUAAAGUCUGGACUUUAUUCCAGAUCUGGACCAUACGUCUGUUUGGACCCUGUGGGGAACCAGCCAGCCCACCUUUUUGUUAUAAAUUACAAAACACUGUCUAUCUUUUAGGUACUGGUUAAAAAUAAAUAAAUGUUUGCCAUGUUAAAAAAUACAAUGUUUUUAAUUAAGAUUUUCCAAGAUUCUUUGAAGGGGAACUACACUUUUUUUUUUUUGCCUAUCAUCUGAAACAAGAACACAUAUGUUUUCCUUAUUUUAUAAGUUCUAACUUGUAAAUAAAUGUAAGUGUAUAUGUAAUGUAGUAACAAGCACAAUCAUAAUAACAUGUCAUAUUUAUCUAUUUUGGACGUUUUAAUCAUUACCGGAACAUUUUGGUGGCGCAUUAAUUUCACAGAUGCAGCACAAUCUUUGCUAUCUCCUUCAACAAUAACUACUAAUCUUCACGAGAGCCAACAAAGGCUACUUUGGGACAAAUGAUGAUCUACAACAGACCUCUGAGCAAAAUACAGCCCACUGGCCGCAUACAGCCCAUUAAGAUUUUCAAUCUGGCCCGCCGGACUUAACCCAAUUUUUUUUUUUGAACUUUAUCAUCGAAACUGUGGCCGCCAUUAUGAUGUGCAAUGCUGUUUUCAAAAUACUGUCAGUCUUGAACUAUACAAAGUAUUCAAGGGUUGGAAUCUGCACUUUUGCAUGAUUUACAAUUUAUUACGGUAAUAUACAUCACAGCAGCUCAGACUCUGCAUCAAGCAGUGUGGGCGGGGUUUGUUUACACUGAGCGUUUCCAGAGCGGCCAGCCUGAACGGCGGAUGGCAGGGACAGAUGCGGAAGCAGAUUUUUUACAACGAAGUUCUGCUGAAAAGUGAUAUUACAUCAGAUUGUAAGUGUUUUUUUACCGUUUGUGUUCAUAUUUCAGUGUUUGUUGCAUUUUUGUUGCGUUUUGCUUUAUUGUAAAAUAUGUCGAUCAAGGAGGUGGUGCGAGAAGUAAAAAAAAGGAGUGACGUUUGUAUGUUGUUAAUAUUCAGUGUUUUAUCCUUUAUAGUUAAUACUGUAAAUCCCACAUUCUUUAUUUUCAUGUACAUUCUGAGUGUC